This is a messenger RNA of Pezoporus flaviventris, 938 nucleotides long. Its product is annotated as purine nucleoside phosphorylase-like. NCBI's taxonomy places the organism in Eukaryota, Metazoa, Chordata, Aves, Psittaciformes, Psittacidae. The record is from RefSeq and is a predicted model, not a curated record. Gene Ontology annotation, molecular function: purine-nucleoside phosphorylase activity. The annotation marks the transcript as partial. The transcript has 5 exons. Gene Ontology annotation, biological process: nucleoside metabolic process. Gene Ontology annotation, cellular component: cytoplasm.
UUACGAGGCCUGCGCGGAGGCCGCGGCCUGGCUCCGGGCCCGCUUGAAGCAGGCGCCUGUCGUGGGCCUCGUGUGCGGCUCCGGCCUCGGGGCUUUGGGGCAGGAGCUGCGGGACCCGCAGAGCUUCGAUUACGGAGACAUCCCCCACUUCCCCCGCAGCACCGUUCAAGGCCACGCCGGGCGCCUCCUGGUGGGGACCCUGGGGGGCUGCCCCUGUGCGGUGCUGCAGGGCCGCUUCCACCUCUAUGAGGGCUACAGCCCCGCCCAGGUGGCGCUGCCGGUGCGCACUCUGGCCCUGCUCGGGGCCCACACCGUGGUCCUCACCAACGCCGCCGGGAGCCUUCGUGUGGGGCUGGAGCCGGGGCAGCUCCUGGUGCUCAGGGACCACAUCGACGUGCCCGGCAUGGCGGGAAAGAGCCCCAUGGCGGGACCCAAUGACCCCAGGUUCGGCCCCCGCUUCCCGGUGAUGGCCGGCGCCUACGACCCCGCCCUCCGGCGCCUCGCUCUGGCGCUGGCCCCGCCCCCUCUGCGCGCGCGCUCCGGCGUCUACUGCGGCGUGGGGGGGCCCUGCUACGAGACCCCCGCCGAGUGCGCGCUACUGCGCAUGCUCGGGGGGGACGCGGUCGGCAUGAGCACGGUGGCGGAGGCGGCGGCGGCGCGCCAUUGCGGCCUGCGGGUGCUGGGGCUGUCGCUCAUCACCAACGCGGCUGCGAGAGAGGAAGAGGAUGAGGAGGAAGAGCCGGAACACGCGAAGAACACGGGAGAACACGCUAAGGCCACGGGAGAACACGCUAAGGCCAUGGGUCACGAGGAGGUGCUGGAGGCGGCGCAGGCCGGGGCCCGGCACCUGGCUCAGCUGCUGGUGGCGUUGGCGCCGCGCUUGCAACACAUUUAGGACACGCUAAGGACACGCUAAGGACAUGUGAAGGACGCGAGGU